GCACUGUCAAAAGCAUCAACUUGCCCUGCAAAGCGACUGAAUAUGUAAUGUAUACGUAUAUAUACACCCACAUAUCAUUAGUUCGCCAAGUAGUAUGCUUGAUACAAAUUUUCACCUUCCUUUUCCCAGAAAGCAAAGAAGCAAAAUUUUGUUGUAGAAACCCAGUGGCUGACUUUUAGCUUCAAUAGCCAUGACUGAGACUGGUCUUGUCUUCCACAAGCUACCCUUUGUUGUUUGCGUGACCCUGAGUUUUUUCGUUGUGUUAUCACGAUCAGCGCCUCAGAGCGCUUUAGUUACCAGCAUUCCUGGCUUUACUGGUGUUUUUCCUUCUAAACAUUAUUCUGGGUAUGUGACGAUUGAUGAAACUCAUGGCAAGAAUCUGUUCUAUUACUUUGUCGUAUCUGAGAGUAAACCAUCAGAGGAUCCGGUGGUCUUGUGGCUUAAUGGCGGACCUGGAUGCUCCAGCUUUGACGGCUUUGUGUACGAGCAUGGGCCUUUCAAUUUUGAAGCAGCAAAGACAGACAAAGGCUUGCCUCAAUUGCAUCUCAAUCAAUACAGCUGGUCCAAGGUUUCCAACAUUAUAUAUUUAGAUUCACCGGCUGGUGUUGGAUUUUCUUAUUCAAAGAAUCAAACUGAUUACAUUACAGGUGACCUGAAGACUGCAUCAGAUACUCACACAUUUCUCCUCAAGUGGUUUCAGCUUUACCCAGAGUUCCUACCAAAUCCUUUUUUUAUCGCUGGAGAGUCUUAUGCUGGAGUUUAUGUGCCAACUCUUGCUGAUGAAGUAAUGAAGGGAAUUGAUGCUGGUACAAAGCCGUUGAUCAAUCUCAAGGGAUAUUUGGUGGGAAAUGGAGUUGCAGAUGAGGUGUUUGAUGGCAAUGCACUUGUCCCAUUUGUACAUGGGAUGGGCCUGAUCUCGGAUGAUUUAUUCGAGGAGGUUAAUAAGGAGUGCAGAGGUAGCUAUUAUAAUUCUCAAGAUGAAAACUGUGAGAGUAUGCUUGAAAAAGUUGAUGAGGUAAUCUAACUGCUUGUUCAUGAUGAUUAUCUAUAUGGGGAUCACGAUAUGUGUGUUCCAUACACGGGGAGUGAAGCAUGGACAAGAUCACUUGGAUAUAGGAUUAUUGAUGAAUGGAGACCAUGGUUUUCAAAUGAUCAAGUUGCAGGGUACACUCAAGGAUAUGAGAACCUUACCUUUUUAACAAUAAAGGGAGCAGGACAUACCGUUCCAGAGUACAAACCACGAGAAGCAUAUGAUUUCUAUAGCCGUUUUCUGGCUGGAAAACGAAUUUGAAUUGAUGACAGACUGGUGUGUGUGUCUUUCAUGCUCAGUUAGAGAGAGAGGAAUCGUACCGUUUCUGAUUCUUUUGUUUUCGAUCCUUUGACUUACAGUUUGGAAGAUAACUUGAUUUGAUACAGUUCUACCACGAGAAAUGAAUCAAUCUAGGGAAAAAGAGUUGAACAUCCUUGAUUAAUUGUUUUAUUCUGUUCCAUACAAUGUAAGUCUAGCAUUCUCAUGUACUUUGUUUCAUCAGAAGCAGCUCACAGAGCUGUAAUUCUAUGUCAUAAUCUAUAUCCACAACUAUUGCUUAUACUGGUUGGAUAAAUAGUUUAUGGAUUAUAAUAACGUUUUAUC
Messenger RNA from Carica papaya (papaya), 1633 nucleotides. The record is from RefSeq and is a predicted model, not a curated record. Lineage: Eukaryota; Viridiplantae; Streptophyta; Magnoliopsida; Brassicales; Caricaceae.